GUCCAGCGCCGCGUGCGCCCCUGGCACUGCCAGUGCGCGCGGAGCCAGCUCAUCGGCCCUGGCUGGCCAGGGGCUCUAUGGGGCUCCGUGAGAGCCCCCUCGCAACGUGGAGCGAGGGGCCUGGGGAGCUGCCAUGCUGCAGGACCCUUCGCAGGGGCCGCUGGGGGUCCCUUCGCUGAGCGUUCUGUUCCUCUGCAGACUCGCGGCCAGCAUGGCCCCCACGCUGGAGCAGGCGUACCGGAGGCGCUGGUGGAUGGCCUGCACCGCCGUGCUGGAGAACCUCUUCUUCUCCGCGGUGCUGCUGGGCUGGGGCUCCCUGCUGAUCAUACUCAAGAAGGAGGGCUUCUAUUCUAGCCUGUGCCAAGCUGCAAACACCACUGCCAUCGCCUACAGCAGCCAGGGUGAGCCGCCCAGCAGGUGGCCCAGCUGUGACUGGCAGGAUGAAAUGCUCAACCUCGGCUUCACCAUUGGCUCCUUUGUGCUCAGUGCCACCACCUUGCCCUUGGGCAUCCUCAUGGACCGCUUCGGCCCCCGGCCCCUGCGGCUGCUUGGCAGUGCUUGCUUCGCUGCAUCCUGCACCCUCAUGGCCCUGGCCUCUCGGGACCCUGAAGUCCUGUCUCCGCUGAUAUUCCUGGCGCUGUCCCUGAAUGGUUUUGGUGGCAUCUGCCUCACGUUCACUUCGCUCACCUUGCCCAACAUGUUUGGGAACAUGCGCUCCACCUUCAUGGCCCUCAUGAUCGGCUCCUACGCCUCUUCGGCCAUCACCUUCCCCGGCAUCAAGUUGAUCUACGAUGCUGGGGUGUCCUUCGUGGUCAUCAUGUUUACCUGGUCUGGACUGGCCUGUCUCAUCUUUCUGAACUGUGCCCUCAACUGGCCCGUUGAAGCCUUUCCUGAUCCUGAGGAAGUUAAUUACACGAAGAAGAGCAUGCUCAGUGGGCUGGCCUUGGACCACAAAGUGACUGGUGACCGCUUCUACACCCACGUGACCAUCGUGGGCCAGAGGCUGAGCCAGAAGGCCCCCAGCCUGGAGGAAGGGGCAGACAUCUUCGUCUCCUCCCAGGACGUGCGCAGCACAUCGGAGAGCCCUCCUGAGAAAUCUGUCCCCUUCCGCAAGAGCCUCUGUUCCCCCAUUUUCCUGUGGAGCCUGCUCACCAUGGGCAUGACGCAGCUGCGGGUCAUCUUCUACAUGGCCGCCAUGAAUAAGAUGCUGGAGUAUCUCGUAACAGGUGGCCCGGAGCAUGAGACUAGAGAGCUGAGACAAGAGGCAGCAGAGACAGUUGGGUUCUACUCCUCCGUCUUUGGGGCCAUGCAGCUCUUGUGCCUCCUCACCUCCCCCCUCAUUGGCUACAUCAUGGACUGGCGGAUGAAGGACUGCGUGGACGUCCCGACGGAGGGCCCUGCCCUCGGAGACACCAGGGAUGAGCUCACCACCAAGUCCCCCAGGCCACGCUACCGCAAGAUCCAGAAGCUCACCAACGCCAUCAACGCCUUCACCCUGACCAACUGCCUGCUUGUGGGCUUUGGUAUCACCUGUCUCAUCCACAACCUCCAUCUCCAGUUGGUGACCUUCAUCCUGCACACCGUAGUCCGAGGUUUCUUCCACUCCGCCUGUGGAAGUCUCUAUGCUGCAGUGUUCCCAUCCAACCAUUUCGGGACGCUCACGGGCCUGCAGUCCCUCAUCAGCGCCGUGUUCGCCCUGUUCCAGCAGCUGCUCUUCAUGGCCGUAGUGGGACCCCUGAAAGGGGAUGCCUUCUGGGUGAACUUUGGCCUCCUGCUGUUCUCACUCCUGGGCUUCCUGCUGCCUUCCUACCUCUUCUACUAUCGCCACCGGCUCCAGAAGGAGUAUGCCAAUAACUGGAUGGGCACGCAGAAGAUGCUCAGCGACCCCAACAUGACUGCAUAGACCUCUGAGGCCAGGGGACCUGGAUGACAGGCAGCCAAGGCCUGACCAACCAAAGGGAAUGCCUGCCCGUGGCUUUUCUACUGUGAUGGACACAGGGAGUCAGGGAGCGUGGCUUUAUUGAUAAUGAGAGGAGUUCUAUUUUUGUAGCAACUUGCGAAAAAGAAAACAAAACAAAAUGAAACAAAACAAACAAAAAAACUAUCCAAGCAUGGCCUUGAAAACAUAUCCUCAAGCAAUGCUCCAUGGACUGAAGACUGUCAUGUGCCAGAGGCACCUGCUCCCGCGGGAGGAGGCAAGGGCAUGCACCUGCCUCUCCCGGUGCCUCCCGCUGACGGGACCAGGGAGCCAGCCGCUCUGAAGGUCCUGGCUGCAGGUGUGUGUGUGUGUGUGUGUGUGUGUGUGUUCUACCACUUUGCC
Messenger RNA from Ochotona princeps (American pika), 2320 nucleotides. It is a transcript of the gene SLC43A1, whose product is annotated as solute carrier family 43 member 1. Lineage: Eukaryota; Metazoa; Chordata; Mammalia; Lagomorpha; Ochotonidae. Bases 134 to 1903 code for a protein of 589 amino acids. Gene Ontology annotation, biological process: transmembrane transport; neutral amino acid transport. The transcript is spliced from 15 exons. Gene Ontology annotation, molecular function: neutral L-amino acid transmembrane transporter activity; L-amino acid transmembrane transporter activity. The record is from RefSeq and is a predicted model, not a curated record.